This is a messenger RNA of Lipotes vexillifer (Yangtze River dolphin), 1065 nucleotides long. RefSeq names its product apoptosis and caspase activation inhibitor (gene AVEN). NCBI's taxonomy places the organism in Eukaryota, Metazoa, Chordata, Mammalia, Artiodactyla, Lipotidae. The coding region runs from base 1 to 1065 and encodes 354 amino acids. Gene Ontology annotation, biological process: negative regulation of G2/M transition of mitotic cell cycle. The record is from RefSeq and is a predicted model, not a curated record. The transcript is spliced from 6 exons.
AUGCAGGCGGAGCGAGGAGCUCGAGGCGGCCGAGGACGCCGACCCGGCCGCGGCCGGCCUAGCGGGGAUCGCGACCGCGAGCGGGCGGGCGCCCCGGCGGCGGUGGCGAGAGGCGGCGGCGGGGAUGGAGGCGGCCGCCGGGGCCGCGGCAGGGGCUUCCGGGGCAGCCGAGGAGGCCGAGGAGGAGGAGGUCCGCGAGGCGGCCGCCGAGAGCCAGGAGGCCGGGGCGCCGGGGCCAGUGCGCCGGUCGAAGAUGACAGUGAUGCAGAGACCUAUGGAGAAGAGAAUGAAGAACAGGGACAUUAUUCUAAAAGGAAGAUAGUUUCUAACUGGGAUCGAUAUCAAGAUACUGAAAAAGAGGUCGAUAAUGAAAGUGGAGAAUCACAGAGGGGGACAGAUUUCAGCGUUCUCCUCAGCUCUGCAGGGGACUCCUUCUCACAGUUCCGGUUUGCUGAGGAGAAAGAGUGGGAUAGUGAAGCUUCCUACCUCAAACAGAAUUCAGCAUUUUAUGUGGACUGUGAGUCAUUGGUUCGAGCCCUUCAAGAACUGCCUCUCUCACUCCGACUCAAUGUUGCUGCUGAAUUGGUCCAGACUGCCCUUCCUUUAGAGCUUCCUCAGGUGAAACCAAAGAGAAAUAAUGAUGGCAAGGGACUAGGGAUGCAGUUGAAGGGGCCCUUGGGGCCUGGAGGAAAGGGGUCCAUCUCUGAGCUGAAAUCUGCUGCCGCUGGCUGCCCCAUGUACCUGGGUAAAGACAGCCUAGGACCGGGCCCUUCCAAGUGGUCUCAGAACCCCGCUUCCCCACUGCAGUCGGCAGCAGACGAUUUGGAAGAACUAGAUCUGCUGCUUAAUUUAGAUGCGUCUGUAAAAGAGAGAGGUGACAUCUUAGCAGACCAGACAGCUCAGGACCUGGAAUCUGAGAAAGAUGAGGAGGUGGCCCAAGAAGAAACAGAUCCUGCAAAACCGUCUGCGUUGGAAGGAAAGAACGUGGCAUCUGAGCAACCAAGUACAUCCAGAAAUGUUACUGAGGAAGAGCUUGAAGACUGGCUGGACAGCAUGAUUUCCUAA